AGUUCCAAGUAGGUAAUCCCUUCCGAGAAGUCCCACCUUUCUGAGCCGCUGUGUUUGAAGAAAGCUAGUGGGAAAAGUUCCAGGGCUACAUGUCAGGAAACUACAAGAGUUAGAAACAUUUGUUGAUUUACCAGUGUUUUUAACUUCCUGCUGGGCUGAAAACUGCUUGUUUUGUGGAAAAGCGAAACUUGGCAGCAAACAUCUAAAAUGAAGAGCCCCCAAACUUUUGAGGAACAAACGGAAUGCAUUGUGAACACUCUACUCAUGGACUUCUUGGGCCCAACAUUGCGGGUUGCCAACCGGAACCUAUGCUGUGUAGAUGAAGUAGAUUCAGGAGAACCUUGCUCUUUUGACGUGGUUACCAUUGCCGGUCGCCUUCGGAUGUUGGGUGACCAGUUCAACGCAGAAUUGGAAACUUCUGCCAAAAACAUCAUUGCAGAAACCAUUCAGGGACAGGCAGGAGCUAUACUCCAGAACACAGUGGAAUCUCUCAGCAAGACCUGGUGUGCUCAAGAUUCCAACUUAGCUUAUGAGAGAGCCUUUCUGGCAGUGUCAGUGAAACUUCUUGAGUAUAUGGCUCACAUCGCUCCUGAAGUAGUGGGACAGGUGGCUAUCCCCAUGACGGGUAUGAUCAAUGGGAACCGAGCCAUCCGGGAAUUCAUCCAGGGCCAGGGAGGUUGGGAAAAUCUGGAGAGCUGAAGAGGUGGAGCUAUUCACGAGACUGAACAUCACUUCCUUGUUGACUGAUUGGGUGAUUAACUCCUGGCAAUUCAAACAAACAAAUAAAAAAACACUUUUUUCAUUUUAUCAGAACU
Molecule: messenger RNA, 815 nt
Organism: Piliocolobus tephrosceles (Ugandan red Colobus)
Lineage: Eukaryota; Metazoa; Chordata; Mammalia; Primates; Cercopithecidae
Gene: BCL2L15
Product: BCL2 like 15
Exons: 4
Coding region: 208-699 (163 amino acids)
Biological process (GO): regulation of apoptotic process
Cellular component (GO): nucleus; cytosol
Source: RefSeq, a predicted model, not a curated record